UGUCCACACUUGGCUUUACUUUUAUGAAGCCAUCUCUCUUUCACACACACACACACACAAAAAGAACUUUCCUGAUUUCUGAGCCUCCUUGCUUGCUUAUCACUUCAUCAGUUCAGUUUUCUGACUAGGUUGCAACCCUGUUUACACCUUCUUCUACUAGCCAAAAUCCAAGACCGAAACGGGACAAAUAAAACUCUGCUAAAAAUGCGAGGUGCUGGAUCUGGAGCUGGAAGCUUACUUAAAGUUUUGGCCAACAAAUUUGAUGUUCUUGCUUGGCCUGUGGUUAGUUUGGUGUAUCCUCUUUAUGCUUCCAUCAGGGCAAUUGAGACCAAGUCUCCUGUAGAUGAUCAGCAGUGGCUGACUUAUUGGAUUCUCUACUCCAUGAUCACCCUGUUUGAGCUUACUUUUGCAAAAAUCAUUGAAUGGAUCCCUAUCUGGUCUUAUGCAAAACUGAUCUUGACCUGCUGGUUGGUCAUGCCAUACUUCAACGGAGCUGCCUAUGUCUACGAGCACUUUGUUAGGCCUACCUUUGUUAACCGACAGCCCGUCAACAUUUGGUACGUUCCACGGAAGAAGGAUGUCUUCAGUAAGCCAGACGACAUUCUCACUGCAGCUGAGAAAUACAUUCAAGAACAUGGAACAGAAGAAUUUGAGAAGAUGAUUCACAGGACUGAUAAGAAUACGACGUACAGCAGCAAUGACUACAAUAACUACAGUUAUUACGACGAUGACUACAGAUACUGAUCCGUAAUGGACUAUGGCGUACGGACCUUAAAGGGUUUUACUGUUGCCAUCUACCCUAGUAUGUUUAUGCUGUUGUAAAGAGUUUUGUUGCUGAUGCUUCCAUGUUUUGUGAAGGUGUACCAUGAGUCUACGGUGUUUUGUAUUAUUAACUGUGGCUAGUGUUGUACCAUCCUUCUUGGAACUAAUAAUAGUAGAGAACCCUUUGGCAAGAUUUUCACUGGCACAAACUCGACAGCUUAAUGAGUUUAAUUCACUGGAAAGAUUUUCUACACACAAAAAA
Messenger RNA from Coffea arabica (coffee), 1024 nucleotides. Its product is annotated as HVA22-like protein a. The record is from RefSeq and is a predicted model, not a curated record. NCBI's taxonomy places the organism in Eukaryota, Viridiplantae, Streptophyta, Magnoliopsida, Gentianales, Rubiaceae.